This is a messenger RNA of Helicoverpa zea (corn earworm), 1418 nucleotides long. RefSeq names its product major facilitator superfamily domain-containing protein 9-like. The record is from RefSeq and is a predicted model, not a curated record. Gene Ontology annotation, molecular function: transmembrane transporter activity. The coding region runs from base 132 to 1358 and encodes 408 amino acids. Gene Ontology annotation, biological process: transmembrane transport. NCBI's taxonomy places the organism in Eukaryota, Metazoa, Arthropoda, Insecta, Lepidoptera, Noctuidae. The transcript is spliced from 5 exons.
UCGAUCUCACUCUAAUAUAGUACCUACCUAUAUAUUAAAUAAAUAAAAAAUCCGCCUACCAUUAAAACAUUUUUUAACAAGGUGCUACACACGUGCUAUUAUGUGGUACAGGAUAUAAAAAACAAUCCACAAUGUCAUUCGCGAUUUAUUUACUUCAAGCGGUUGCUUUUUUGGAUCUGUUGGCAGUGGGACUCAUUGUGCCCUUAGUAGCCAGCCAUGUACGCGACAUGGGAGGUAAUCAUUUGUAUGUGGGAUUGCUUGGAUCAAUCUAUGCUGGGUUUCAGCUUGGUUCCGGGCCGCUUAUCGGCAGUUUGAGUGACCUGAAGGGGCGGAAAACUAUUUUGAUAUUGACUCUGCUUGUGUGUGGUAUAGCAUACACUGUGCUUGGACUCACCAGUUCAAUAUUGGUCAUAUUAUUGAUAAGAGCAGUGUUAGGUCUGUUCAAACAAACCCAAAUGUUGACCAAAGCUUUGGUUCCUGAUUACGAAAAGAAUGAACGGAAGCAAGGUGAAAUAUAUGGGAAGAUGGCAGCCAUAUCUGGAGCUGGUAUCACUUUGGGUCCAAUGAUUGGUGGUCAUAUAGCUGAGCAUGACCCAAACAAUGGAUUCAUGUUAAUUGCCAUUAUUGUUGGUAUUGGUUUUGCUGCCAACUCUGGUUUGGUAUACUUUCUACCAAAGGUAGAUAAGCAGCCGAAAAGGAAUGUAGCUAAGGAAGAAACACAAACAAGUUUACUAAAAACACUUCUUUCUAGUGUUCAACAAUCUUUUGUUCAGUUGUAUUACAUAGAAUGGUCUAAAUAUUGGGAUAUAUUUAUGUUUAAAGCUUUAAUUAGCUUUGCAAUGGGUGUAUAUUAUUCAAAUUAUUCACUUUACUUAAAAACAGUUUACGAGCUCUCACCAAAAUAUAUUGGUUACGUAAUAUCCUUUCAAGGUGUAAUAGGUUCAAUAUCUAGCUAUUUUAUAGGUUACAUAAACAGCUUUUAUAUUCAUGACAAAGACUACAGCAUAAGAAAUUUUCAUGUAUUUUUACUCACUAGUGUAUCCUUAGUAGGUCUAGCAUUAUCUUUUAAUGUUUUUCUUUAUACUUUUUGGUUGAUACCAAUGGCUGUUGGUAAUGCAACUGGUAGAUUAGUAACAUUAGAGAUGGUGUUGAAGAGAAGUCAUGGAGACCACAGAGGAACUCUCAUUGGUGCUUCAAACAGUGUCCGGUCAUUGACCGGAGUAGUUGCUCCUAUGGUUGCAGGAGUGAUAGGAGAGUUCUAUGGAGUCUCUUAUGUAAUCUAUGCUUCAUUGUGUUCUACAACAUUGGGCAUUGUAUUGAGUUACCUGCAUAAAAAUAAAACAGUGAAAAUAGAUUAAAUUUUUUAAUAAAGUUUAUUUGUUAUUAUUACAUCUAAUAAAGAGGAAAAUAUCUUCUAA